AUGAAUCGCUUCCAGUUUGGCGACUCUGACGGCUCUGCCUCGGACUUUGACGAAGACCCCUCCGGUCUCCCUUUCCCCGAGCCGUUAUCCCGCACUUCAUUCCUUGCGCCUGACUUUGACCCGGCCACAUUUCUCUCCUCAUUGACAAAUCGUCACCAGAGCCUGGAAGAUUUGCGACAAGAGCUGCGAGGGUUGGAGCAAUCUUUGAACAAGGAACUGUUGGAUUUGGUCAAUGAGAACUACCAGGACUUCCUCUCGCUAGGGACAUCCCUUCGCGGCGGCGAAGAAAAGGUCGAAGGAGUCAAAGUCGGUGUGCUUUCCUUCCAGCGUGAUGUGAAAGCUAUUCGAGACAAGGUCGAGGCCCGGCGCCGAGAAGUGGAAGAGCUGCUGAAUGAGAAGCGGCGGAUACGAACGAACGCCGACAUUGGCAAAGAUUUGCUGGACUACGCAGAUCGUGUAGAGGAAUUGGAACACCGGCUGAUGAUUCAAACAAACCCAUCACAGCAGGAUGUCAAAAUAUCAGAGGAGUCGGAUACAGAGUCUGAGUUAUACAGCAGCGAGAGUGAGGACGGCGACGAAGAGGAGCUGGCGGAUGGCACACCGGCAAUCUCACUAAAGAAACUGGAACGACAUGCCCAGAAGUUUGUGUAUUUGACUUCGAUUGCUGCUCGAGUCGGCGAGAAGCAUCCAUUCUUGGUUUCAUUGCAACCUCGAAUUACCAAGAUCAAGUCUACACUGCUCCUGGAUCUCAAAUCCGCUUUAGAGCAGGCUACCACUACGGGGGAAAGCGCGAUGCCAGGACAUUGGCCGUUUUGCGCAUAUACGAUCUGA
Messenger RNA from Penicillium nucicola, 831 nucleotides. Its product is annotated as COG2 family protein. Bases 1 to 831 code for a protein of 276 amino acids. Gene Ontology annotation, biological process: intra-Golgi vesicle-mediated transport; protein transport; Golgi organization. Lineage: Eukaryota; Fungi; Ascomycota; Eurotiomycetes; Eurotiales; Aspergillaceae. Gene Ontology annotation, cellular component: COG complex; membrane. The record is from RefSeq and is a predicted model, not a curated record. The transcript is spliced from 2 exons.